GCGGAGGCGGGAGCCGCGCAGCCCCGGGCCGGGGCGGGCGCCGCCGCCAGCGCCGCCGCGGAGGACUCGUCGGACAGCGAGCCGGAGCAGGAGCCGGGCUCGCCGCAGAAACUCAUCCGCAAAGUCUCUACGUCCGGGCAAAUCCGCCAGAAGACUAUCAUAAAAGAGGGGAUGCUGAUGAAACAGACCAGCUCCUUCCAGCGCUGGAAGAGACGAUAUUUUAAGCUGCGAGGACGAACUCUCUACUAUGCAAAAACUGCUAAGUCCAUUAUUUUUGAUGAGGUGGAUCUGACAGAUGCCAGUGUGGCAGAAUCCAGCACUAAGAACGUCAACAACAGCUUCACGAUUAUCACUCCGUGUCGGAAGCUUAUCCUUUGUGCUGAUAACAGAAAAGAGAUGGAAGAUUGGAUUGCAGCACUGAAGACUGUACAAAACCGUGAACAUUUUGAGUCUACCCAGUACAGCAUGGACCAUUUCUCAGGGAUGCAUAACUGGUAUGCCUGCUCACAUGCUCGGCCAACGUACUGCAACGUCUGUCGGGAGGCGUUGUCCGGAGUCACGUCACACGGGCUCUCAUGUGAGGUGUGCAAGUUUAAAGCCCACAAGCGGUGUGCUGUGCGGGCAACCAAUAAUUGCAAGUGGACAACUCUGGCCUCUAUUGGGAAGGAUAUAAUUGAGGAUGAAGAUGGGAUCUCGAUGCCACAUCAGUGGCUGGAAGGAAACCUGCCUGUGAGUGCCAAAUGCACUGUAUGUGAUAAGACCUGUGGCAGUGUCCUACGUUUGCAAGACUGGCGCUGCCUUUGGUGCAAAGCCAUGGUACACACAGCAUGUAAAGAGUUGUUGCCAAACAAGUGCCCUCUUGGACUGUGCAAAGUAUCUGUCAUUCCUCCUACUGCUCUGAACAGCAUCGAUUCAGAUGGUUUCUGGAAAGCUACUUGUCCCCCUUCUUGCACAAGCCCUUUGUUGGUCUUUGUCAACUCAAAAAGUGGAGACAACCAAGGUGUAAAAUUUCUACGAAGGUUCAAACAGCUACUGAAUCCAGCCCAGGUCUUUGACCUCAUGAAUGGAGGACCUCACCUUGGUUUGCGCUUAUUCCAGAAAUUCGACACUUUCCGGAUUCUAGUUUGCGGUGGGGAUGGAAGUGUUGGCUGGGUUCUCUCCGAAAUUGAUAGCCUCAAUCUUCACAAGCAGUGCCAGCUGGGAGUGCUGCCCUUGGGAACCGGGAAUGACCUUGCCCGUGUGUUAGGCUGGGGCUCUGCUUGUGAUGAUGACACCCAGCUCCCACAGAUCCUGGAGAAACUGGAGAGGGCCAGUACCAAAAUGCUGGACAGGUGGAGCAUCAUGGUGUAUGAAACCAAACUCCCGCGCCAGGCCUCCACUUCCACAGUCACCGAAGAUUUCAGUGAGGAUUCUGAGGUGCAGAAGAUUCUCUUCUAUGAAGACUCUGUGGCUGCUCAUUUGUCCAAAAUUUUGACUUCUGACCAACACUCAGUAGUCAUCUCCUCAGCCAAGGUGCUUUGUGAGACAGUGAAGGAUUUUGUGGCUCGAGUGGGGAAAGCCUAUGAGAAGGCAACAGAAAGCUCAGAGGAAUCAGAGGUCAUGGCCAGGAAGUGCUCUGUCCUGAAGGAGAAGCUGGAUUCAUUGCUGAAGGCACUGAAUGAUGAAUCUCAAGCAUCCUCAUCUCUGCCAAACCCUCCCCCUACCAUUGCAGAGGAAACUGAAGAUGGUGAUGGCUCAGGCAGUGCUUGUGAUUCUUCUAGUGACCAGUCGGUGGGCUCGUCAUGUACUGCACGGCCCCAGAUAUUUCGUCCCCGAGAACAGCUGAUGUUGAGAGCCAACAGCUUGAAAAAGGCCAUUCGUCAGAUCAUAGAGCAUGCAGAAAAAGCUGUAGAUGAGCAGAACGCCCAGACCCAGGAGCAAGAGGGCUUCCUCCUCGGUCUCUCAGCACCCGAAGAGGGCAAGGAGCUGCGGAAUGAGGACAAAAUCUCCCUGCAGUCAUCACACGGCGGCAGCUGUGGCGCUUCCAAAGGGAGGGGCCAGCGGAAAGCCUCCAAGUCUCCUUGUGAAAGACUAAUAAACAAAGGAAGUUUGUCGCUGGGCAGCUCUGCGUCUCUUCCUCCCCAGACAGGAAACCGGGACAACUUGCCAAUGCUCAACACAAAAAUCCUCUACCCAAAUAUCCGAGCUGGCAUGUCUGGUUCUUUGCCUGGGAGCUCUGUCAUCAGCCGAUUGUUGAUCCAUGCUGAUCCCUUUAACUCUGAGCCUGAAAAUCUUGAAUGUUACACAGAAAAGUGUGUCAUGAAUAAUUACUUUGGAAUUGGACUGGAUGCAAAGAUUUCUUUGGACUUCAACAACAAACGUGAUGAGCACCCAGAGAAAUGCAGAAGUCGUACAAAAAACAUGAUGUGGUACGGAGUAUUGGGGACCAAGGAGCUGCUACACAGAACAUAUAAAAACCUGGAGCAGAAAGUCUUGCUGGAGUGUGAUGGGAGGCCAAUCCCUCUGCCCAGUCUCCAGGGGAUUGCUGUGCUCAACAUUCCCAGCUAUGCAGGAGGCACCAACUUCUGGGGGGGAACCAAGGAAGAUGAUACAUUUACAGCCCCCUCCUUUGACGACAAGAUUUUGGAGGUGGUAGCAGUGUUUGGUAGCAUGCAGAUGGCUGUGUCACGAGUGAUAAAUCUACAGCAUCACCGGAUUGCACAGUGUCGGACAGUGAAGAUAGCAAUCCUGGGAGAAGAGGGUGUUCCUGUGCAGGUGGAUGGAGAAGCCUGGAUCCAGCCUCCUGGUUACAUUUGGAUUGUCCAUAAGAACAGAGCACAGACCCUCACCCGAGACAGGGCAUUUGAGAGCACCCUGAAGUCCUGGGAGGACAAACAGAAGUGUGAGUUGUCCCGACCCUCCUCUUUCUCUCUGCAACCAGAGAUCAUGUCUGAGGAAGAAUCCACCCAGAUCAACCAGUUUGGUCAAGCUGCAGGUUCCCUGAUCCACAGCAUUCGGGAAAUAGCUCAAUCCUAUCAGGACAUGGAACAGGAGCUAGCCCAUGCUGUCAAUGCCAGCUCCAAGUCUAUGGACAAAGUCUACGCUAAAUCCAAGUCUACAGAGGGUCUCAAUUGCAGCCUUGUUGUUGAGAUGGUGAAUAAUGUGAAAGCCCUGCAUAAUGAGACAGAGCUGCUGCUGGCGGGCAAGAUGGCACUGCAAUUAGAUCCUCCACAGAAGGAGCAGCUCCAAGCAGCCCUGGCAGACAUGGACCUCCAGCUGAGGAAACUGGCAGACAUCCCUUGGCUGUGGCAGCUGAUGGAGCCCUGCGAUGAGGAGAACCAGAUGCUGGAUUACUCUAAACGCAGCCGCAGUGGCAAAUUCCGGCUGGUGACGAAGUUUAAAAAGGAGAAGAACAACAAAAAUAAGGAGACUCAUAGUAGCCUGGGAUUGCCGGUUCACCUCUGGGGAACGGAGGAGGUUGCGGCCUGGCUUGAGCAUCUCAGUCUCUGUGAGUAUAAGGAUAUCUUCAUCCGGCAUGACGUCCGGGGCUCUGAGCUCCUGCACCUCGAACGGAGGGACCUCAAGGACCUGGGUGUGACCAAAGUGGGUCACAUGAAGAGGAUACUGCACGGGAUCAAGGAGUUGAGCCGGAGUACUCCUGCCAGCGAGGUUUAGCCGCUGUUUUCACAGCCUGUGUCUACCAUUCCCACUAACUGCACAGCAGUCACCUCACAGAGCAGAUGUGCUCACGACUGUCUCGGCUGAUCAGCUGCAGCUGUUCAGAGCUCGUAUCAACCCAGCAUGGUGCUACCUUUAUUCCUGUGGGGUAUGGCUGCAUCCAGUUGAGAGGCACCUUAUCUGCAGUCAGGCAGAGCCUCCUGGAGGAGAGCUCACUUGUUUGAAGAACCAUGUCUUCUGACGUGGGAAGGUCUGGUUCCAGUGACAGUGCAGGACUCCUGAGAAUUGCAACACAUCUACCUUUAAUGGAUAACUUCAUCACAGUAGAAUUAUUCAGGGCAAAAAGAUUAUUUGGCCAGUCCUAGUUCAGGAAGUAUCUGACAGUCUUUUCAGACCUAAAACUCUCCUGCUCAGUUGUGUGUCACACCUGUAUCUUGGUGUGAUACACCUGUAUGACCAUUUAAGUUAGACAAAGCUUGUCCUUGUGUCUUACUAAUCCCUUUUUAAUGCACCUGUAGUUGCAUGUGAUUUGCAUCAGAAGUUCAAAGCCAGAACAGACCUCUUGCCAGUGAAUGCCCAGUUGUUUUUCCUCACUUCUGUUUUGCAACAAACAAUGCAUCUGGUUCAAACAGCAGUUCACACCAGCUUGCAGGGUCUUCUGCUGAGCCUGGUGCUUCUCUUCCAGUGAUAAUGGCACAAUCUUGAGGCUUUCAGGCAUCACAAACAAAAAUUCCUGGCAGUAAGAAAAGAUGAAAGUCUGGAGAGCCGAAAGAUUACAAGCAAUCAGCUCUGACACUCCCCCUUCUGAAUCCAUCUUCAAGAGAUGAAGGGAGAGGACUCUAAACGAGCUGUUUGGGCUGUGUGUUAAGUGUAAUGUACUGGAGUAAGAUAUGGAACAAUUUGUUCCAUCUUGGUGGGCAGAGCAGCAUGACUGGCCAUGGCCAGGAGCAGCUUCUUGCCCAUUUGGUGCCACCUUCAUGGCCAGAGGCAACUGAGCUGUUUCUUUGCUUCAACUUGCAAUGCAGAAAACUAGUUCUGUCACAAAACAUGUUUUAUCUGUAGUACUUGUUUCUUUUACCUGUCUUGGUUCUAGUGGCUCUUCCACCUUGUUUCUCUCUCUUGCUGCCUUGCUCCUCCACACCAAUACAUUAGGGUGGCUCAGUCCUCCUGGGCUGUACCCCUGAGAGGGCAAUCAUGUGCUACCAAGCAUCAGGGCUUGUAAGAUCACUGAGAGAAGGAGGAUUGUUACUGAGCAGGUUGGUAAAUUGCCUUUGGUACCACCAGCAGUGGAGCAUGGAAAAAUCCAGUGCCUCUGAGUCAGACUUCCUAGAUGGCCUUCAAAUUUCCACUCUGUUGCCUGACCCCAGCUGGGUGACUGCUAAAGCCUGAAGACCAGUGUCCGUACUUAUAUUGCCACGUUCAUCACUGCGAAGGGAACACGGGAACAUCCAGUGCUGUAAAGCUGGAGAGACAGCAGGAAUUUUCAGUUACUUUGUCAUUUUGUAUGUAUUUAUUUUUUUAUUAUUACAGAGUGGCACGUGUCUGGCUAUGGCUGCUGGCAGAAAAAUGGCCACAUAUGCAGUGGCAUAAAAGAUAAUUUCCUGAGGAAAUUGUUGUUCUUGAUUAUUUUUAAGGAUUUUAUCAAAUAGACAUCAGCUCUCUAGUCUUAACAGCAAUCAAGUUAUUUCAUGUGAAAACUUGUCAGCUUUAAAUUAUUAUGGGCUGAUUUCAUGCUGGGCAAACUCCAUUGCAUUCUUUAAGAUUUCACCAAGGAUUAUUCCAACUCUUGUUGUUGUUCACCCACAUGCCUCCUCUCACUCUAGCAAGUAACAGGGACUCAUGAGAAAGUAACAGAAGACUAAAACGUGCCUGAUCAAGCUAACAAAAUUUUAAUCAUUAAUGCUGUGCGGACUGAGCAAGAAAGACAUUCAGCUUUGUCCUGAAUUUGUUUCUCCCAUCUGUGUGUUGGCAGUUGCUUCCAUAGCCAUAUUUUUUCUUUAUCAGUACCACUCCCCCUCACUGGGUUGAAUUCCUGAGGUAUCAGGUAAAUAAGCGUUGUAGACAUGCUGUAUUUUCCCACUUGCUUGUUGAGGCAGAGAACACCAUCUGCAUGAGCAUGAGGAGAGACCUUCCCUAAGUAGAGCUCCAGGAUGCAGCCAUCCUCACAGGUGACAGUAAGGUGCCUGUCCCCAGGAGUGUUCAUGGUUAGGAAGUCUGGGUGCCUGCCCAGGAGGGCGCAGCAGGGAGCACAACGGAGGUCAUAUCUCUGGAGAAUAGGUGAGAUCUCUGUUUGUUCAUGUACAUGGUGAAGGAGCUGAUCUUGCUGUGAACUUUCUCCAGGCAACCUCAUGGUUAAAGGUGCAUGAACAACAUGCACUUGUGUUGCAUAGUUACUGGGAUAUUAAAUUCUUGCCUCAAUAGAAACAGCUUCUCUCUAUUCCCCCUUUUCAG
Messenger RNA from Apus apus (common swift), 6108 nucleotides. It is a transcript of the gene DGKD, whose product is annotated as diacylglycerol kinase delta. Lineage: Eukaryota; Metazoa; Chordata; Aves; Apodiformes; Apodidae. Gene Ontology annotation, biological process: diacylglycerol metabolic process; intracellular signal transduction; lipid phosphorylation. The transcript is spliced from 30 exons. Gene Ontology annotation, molecular function: ATP-dependent diacylglycerol kinase activity; protein heterodimerization activity; protein homodimerization activity. Bases 172 to 3654 code for a protein of 1160 amino acids. The record is from RefSeq and is a predicted model, not a curated record.